This is a messenger RNA of Tetrahymena thermophila SB210, 3128 nucleotides long. RefSeq names its product cyclic nucleotide-binding domain protein. The transcript has 3 exons. The record is from RefSeq and is a predicted model, not a curated record. NCBI's taxonomy places the organism in Eukaryota, Ciliophora, Oligohymenophorea, Hymenostomatida, Tetrahymenidae.
AAAGACUCAUCAAGAUAUUUUGCUUAAUUAUAUUAAAAAAAGAUUGCUCAUAGACAUUUUAGCUCUAUACAUUCUCCUCUUUCCAAAUUUAUAUUUUUUCAAAUAAUAGGAAUACAUAUUUCUAAUCCUUAAAAUUAAUUCUCUACUAGAACUUAUUGAUAAAUUUAAAGAAAAUAUAUUUAGUAUUGUCAAAUAGGAGCUUUUUAAUUUAUUUACUUUGAUAACUCUAGAUAUAUUAGCUGGCCAUAUAGUAGCUUGCUAAUGGGUAGAACUAGGUUAAUGGUAAAAAUUAAACAAUAUGGAUAAUUGGAUAGAUCUUUCUGGUUUAUAAAAUGUAAGUGUAAUUAGUGUUUAUAUAAAAAGUCUUUAUUUUAGUAUAGUUACAAUGAAUACAGUAGGAUACGGAGAUUUUACACCAAAAACAGAUUUAGAGAGAGUUAUUGACGUAAUGAUUAUUUUGAUUGGAUGUGUGCUUUUUGGAUAUAGCAUAAGUAAAAUAGGUACUAUUUUAUAGUCUAUAACAAAGAAUAGAGAGUAACUUAUUUAAUCUAUGGGUGGUGUUAACUUAUAUAUGAGAUAAAAUAAUAUAGAACUGGAUUUACAAAAUAAGAUUAGAAAAUAUUUGGAAUAUAUUUACAUAAAAAGAGAUUAAGAAAUCUAAUCUAAUGAGUUCAUAAAUUAACUUUCAAAUAAUUUAUAGAGAGAAAUAUUGAUUAAAGUUUAGGGAGAAGCACUAAAAAAAAUAGACAUUUUUAUGAAUAAUUUUAGUAAUUAAUUUAUUGAGGAGCUGUCUUUAAAAGUUAAGCAAAUUUAUUUUUGCUCUGAUGAAAUCAUUCAGGAAGAAAAUAAGCACAUUGCUAAUCCUUCCAUUUUUAUACUUAACUAAGGAAGAGUAGAGAUUAAUUUUAGAGAGUCAACUUGUAGAACUCUUAAGGAAAAAGGAGAAUACUUUGGGCAAGUUGAAUUCUUUAAAAUGGAAUAUCAAUCUUGCUACACCAUUAAAAGUUUAGGAAUGUCAUCACUUUUCCAAGUUAGUUUGAUAGAUUUUAUGAAUUUGUUAGAAAAAUAUCCAAUAGAAAAAGAAACUUUUUACAAAAUAUCUCACUCAGUAAAAUUUUAUCAAAGCUAUUAACAAAUAUCUACAGCCUGUAGAAUUUGUUGCAGUAUUUCUCAUAUUGAGAACGAUUGUAAUUAUACUCAAUACAAGCCAAAUCAUUUUAAGUUAGUAAAAUAAUUACACAUGACAUAACAAAGAGAAAAGUUCAAUUAAAGACAAUUAAAUAAAUAUAACUCAAUUUUAAACUAGAAAUGCGUAGAAAAUGCUUUGUAUUCUACAGACGAGGAUGAAGACAGUGAAGAUUUUAGUUAAACACCACUAUCAAAUACAGUUAAUGGCAUGCAAAACUAAUAAAUAAAUAAUUUAGAAGGAAAAAACGAUUUACAAAAUGAUUCUUUUUGCAGUAAUACAUUUGAUUUGCAACAUAGUCUAAAUGAAGAAAAUCAAACUGACCUAAAUAAUGAAUGCAUUACUUUAAUGCAAAAAAAAAUUAGUUAACAGUAAAAAGAACAAGCUCAAGCGCCUAGUAAAGGAUAAAUUAUAUAAGUUUUUGUUUAAUAACCUUCUAAAGAAAUAGAAGUUAUAAAACAAUUAAAUUUUAAGUAAAAAUAAUCUCAAUCAGACCUACAUGAAGUUCAGAGUCUAAGCAGGAAAAGUAUAGCUAGUAUUUCAUCAAAAAAGAGAAGAGGGAGUUUAAGCUUAGCAAUAGAUUAAUUUUAAUCAAAAUCCUUUCUCGAUCAAAAAUAGACAACAAGCAUUGGUAUUAUAGAGUAAAAAGAUUAAAAUAGUUUUGCUAAUAUUAAAAAUGAAAAAAUGUAAAGUAUGAUAAAAUUAAAUGUUUCUUAAAUACCACAAGUUGAAUAAAUAAAAGAUUUCAGAAACAUCUCAAAAUCUCAAGAUAACAUAGCCCAUUCAGAUUAAAAUUUACCGAUCUCUGAGCUUCAAUAAAAAGCUUUUUCUUAAAUUUAAAUACAAGAAUAUAAUAAUUCAUAGCUACUAGAUGAUAAAAUUAAUGAAAAUUAUGAUCGAUAUAAUUUUAACUAACAAGGCUAGACCACAAAAAGCAAUACAGCUGAAAUAAUUUAAUAAUAACAACAACUAAAACCAAAAUAAAUAGAAUUUAAGAAAGAGAAUUAAGAAUAAAAUGAUCAUAAAUUGUCUGCAAAUAGAAGAAGAUCUCUUCCAUUUUUGUAAUUAGGAUCUCCCCAUAAAUAAAAAUAAAAUGAAAUAAUUUUAAAUAACUAAAGUUUUUCAAAUAUCCAAAAUGAAAUCAUUCAAGAUAAUCAGCUAAUAAAUUAUCCUAAUAACCCUUCUUUUAUAAAUUUAAACAGUUAGUUAGCAAAUCAUUUUGAUUCUUUAAAAACAUAACUAAUUGAAUUUAUGUAGUAAAAUACAUUACAAACUUAGUAGGUGUAAUAAUAGUAAUAGCUAAUAUAGCUGAAUCCUAGAAAACAACAAUAUUAUUCCUAAAGUUUUGGAUCAAAGCUAUAUUUUAAGUAAGCAACAACAGAUUAAAAUAAUUAUGGUUCAUAAAAUGUGUCUCAUAAAUUAGAGAGUUAACUCGAUGACAUUGGAAAAGACUAUAAAAUAUAUUUCCCUUAAAAUAAUAAAUCAAAUGUUCUCAAAAUAAUUAAUAUAAGAAAAUAAAAAACGGGGGGAUUAAAUAAGAGUAAAUUCAAGCAUAGAAAUACACAGAAAGUUAUUAAGUAAAAAAAAAGUGAAUUUUUGAAUUAAAAAUGAAAAAUUUAACUAACUUAGAUCUUAAAACUUAGUUAUUAACUUGAGUUAAAUCUUAUCAAAAAUCAUUUAAUUUAGGAAAACUGAAUAUUCCUUUAAAAAAUCUCAUUUAGUUAAAUAAAUAAAUCAAUCAAUCAAUAAAAAAAUUUUGAUUUAAUUUAUUGUAAAAUAAUUUCAAAGCUUGUUAAAAUUUAAAAAAUUAUUUCUUUAGAUAUAAAAUAAUAAAUUAUGCUUACUUAUUUUUGGGCAUCCUUAAAGUAAAAAAUAUAAUAUUAUAAAUUAGAAGAUAGCUGAAAGCCUGUUUGUUUUCAAGUGAAGAAAUAAAUCUAUUUAU